Molecule: messenger RNA, 4527 nt
Organism: Symbiodinium natans
Lineage: Eukaryota; Dinophyceae; Suessiales; Symbiodiniaceae
Source: the annotation of a GenBank genome assembly
AUGGACAGCACCUCGAGUUCCGAGGAGAGCUCCCUCAGCUGGGAUUGGCCUCCCGUGCCUGUCUUUCAGGCGCCUGCCUUUCAGGCGCUCAGCAUCAGGCCUCGCUCUUUCCACCUUGCAUCCCUUGAGCGCAGCCUGGAGGCCCCUCCCAGUCUCUUCACGUACGUUUUCGAGAGUUCUCUUUGCGGAGUGCUUGUCAGUUCCCGGGAAGGGGCCCGAGUGCUCCUCUGGCUCGAUCCUUCCAGUUGGCUUGCACUUGCUUGCUCCGGCCGAAGGACAGCGACCGGCGGAGACAGGCAGAGGCCUUCUUCUGUGCUCUUUACCGGUGAGUUCCCACCAGUGCCCUCGCUCGUGCCUGUGAUCACUCCAGUGACGCCAACCGUUGCUGCAGUCACGAAGAUUGCGAUUUCCCGGGUUCGUUUGGACGAUUCUUGGGGUGCUCACCUUGAGAGGAGGCUUAGUGCUGCCAUACAAAAGUGGGUUGCCUUAGUGGUUGAGGAUCCUUUUUCUUUUGACGUUGGUAGGCGGUGUGCUGCUUUCGUGGGAAAUGACGAGGCGAUUUCUCAGGGCCUUCUGCACACUUUUUCGGGCAAAUCGGCAGGUACCUUGCACAGCCGGGCUGGGCCUCUCAUCAGGUUUGUUGCCUGGGCCAAGGCUCGCCAGUGCAAGCCCCUACCCUUCAGCGAGGCGCUUUUGUAUGAUUUUCUGCUUGAAUCCGAGAGCACUUGUGCGCCGUCAUUCGGAAAGGCGUUGAUGUCUGCACUUGCAUUUUGCAAAUUUGUGCUGGGCGUUGAGAAUGUUUCUGAUGUUCUGAGCAGUGGUCGGUUUGGGGGCUUGGCUCGUUCGAUGUUCCUGAACAAAAGGAAGCGACGGCAGAAGCCACCCCUCACCGUCGAUAUGGUGAAGGCCCUUGAGAGAUUGGUGAUCUCCGAACGUGAAGGAGAUAUCGACAGGAUAUUUUCAAGGGGAAGCUUCAAGGACAAAGACGAGUUUCUCGCUGGAAAGGAAGACGGCUCUGCUCCCGAUGGUCUCCGCGAGGACAUGGGCAUUCCUGAAGGCGAGGACUUUCCUUUGCUGCCGUCGCUGGAGGCUGUCAUCCAGGACAUCAGACAAGGCCUGUUUUUGCCGGAUGUCACUCGGUCGGGUUACUUCCCGACCCAGCCGCAGAGGGAGCCUGGGCCUGAGUUCGUUGAGGAGCCAUCGGAAUCCGAAGUUUCGCUCGAUGAAGAGGAUAAUGUGCAAGACUUGAGAGCGGAGGAAGCGGCCGCUGAUCAGGUUGUUAACCGGGGCACGCGGUUUUGGAGGGAAGUCAACCAUGACUUGAAAAUGUGGCUGUACGGACCAUUCGCCAUGGCCAUCACCGAGAGCAAGGCAAACUUUUCUUCCAGGGCGACGGCCUUGGGGUUGGCCGCUGACGUUUUGAAGAAGUUCACUGAUGCCGGCAUUGAUUGCAUGAGCAAGUUUGCCUUCAUUAGUGCGUUCGUGCCCGGCAACACUGACGAGUCCCCUUUUACCGAUGCAGUUGCUGGGGUUUUGGGGCGCGCUGCUAAUGUGGCAGAGUUGAGCGUGCUGCGCAGGCUUCUUCAUGAGAGCGGUUGGCGGCUCCCGAUCGAGCCGAUAGGCUUCAGCGGCAACACUGGCUUGAACAUCCAUGGCCCUACUCUCCCGGGUCAUUCGGUCAUCGAUCGUUGCGUCCAGAUGUAUGAGGAUAAUUCUCUUUCAUACCUACCUUUGCAGUCUUGUCCCUGCCGGGAUGAUGAAGUGAAGUUCAAGAAGGACCGAGAUGACAAGAUGCUUGCUGUGGAUGGCACGGGGCACGUGUCUCUUAGGUCGCAGGCCGUGAAAGUGGAAGCCGACGUGUCCACUGACCUUUUGCUUAAGCAUGCACUUACACGUCGUGGGCUUGCGCUGGACCAAGCUGGCAUUCUGAGCUUUGCGGAGCAUGAGCGUUGGUCUGAGGCGUUGUUUCAGGCUCGAUUUCGAGAUCCGCCAGACCAGUAUGCCCGUGUCACGCUCCAGCAACUCAUCCAGGCGGACAGGCAGGUUUUUGUUGAAGCAGCUGAUCGGACCCGCCAGGGGAUUCAGGUGGUGGCUUCCGGACGACCAGUCGAUCGCAUUUGGAGUGACGCCAUGUCUUGCAACAAUGUCACUCACCUGCUGCAACCCUUGCCCUUGCCUCCACCAGCUCCUUUGCAUCCACGGCCUGGGCCCUAUGAUGACCGCAGGGGUUUGAAGGGUCGCGGUAGGGGAAAAGGGAAAGGUAAAGGAAAGGGAAAUGUUCGUAUGCCUGCUGAGCUGUCCGAUGGUGUGCCAGUCACCACCCGGGGCUUGCCCAUCUGCUUCGACCACAACUUGGGGCGGUGUCAGCGUGCCGUUACUAGUGGCAAGUGCGAUCGUGGUCUUCACAUUUGUUGCAUCAAAGGCUCUGAGGCGCAGGUCCACGUGACUGAUGAUAAAGAUGUAGCACAGCUUGGUGAGGAGCUUGUGCUCUCUUCUUCCGAUGAUGAGAUCCCUGAAGGGGAGUCAUCACCGAAACACGUCCCGUGCUCGGCCUCAGUUCCGCCUCAGCCGCUUUCCGACAAUCCCGAAGCUUUUGCGUCUCAGCUGCUCGAGAAGCCGUGGCUUGAGGCGAGCGAUGUUUUGCAGCUUUUUGAGAUGUUGCCAAUGGCCGCGCCCCAGCGUGGAACUGAGGGCAAGGCUUUUGCUACCGGAGCGUUCGCUCGAGUCAAGGUCAAUGGCCAGCAGCAGAAGGGAGUUCUCUUGCCCGUGGGAGCCGGGCCCGUGCUCUUUGAUGCACGUCGUGCUCUGCAUCUCACUGAGCCUUGGAAAGGCCGCCGUGUGGUCUUAGUGGCCUUUUCUAUAGGUGCAUUUUCAAGGCUGUCCAGUGAGGCUUCUGAACGCUUGUCUGCCCUGCAGUUUAACUUGCCAAACCAGCCCGAUGCUGCUGCGUUCCAAGAGCGCCCGCAAUUGCCGGUGCGUCUUCCCUGGCCGCCUCGAUUGCCCCUCCUUGCAUCUGCGCCUUCGGUUCCCGACAUUCCUAAGCCGGCUGCUGGAGAGCCCUUGUUCUUGGAGCUAUGUGCUGGUACUGCCAUGUUGUCGCGCUGCUUUCAUGAGGUCGGCGUCCCGGUCAUGCCCAUUGACCACCAGCACAAUCGGUUCAUUAACUACGCCUUGCUGAAGCUGAAGGAAACAGGAGUUAAGGUGCUGCCCAAGCUGCGAGGAACUCCCCGAGAAGUGUGGGAGGUGAAGGAAGAAGACGAUGAGGAGGUCGUAGACCUGAUCGAGAUGUUUCGAGAAUGGGGGAACAAGCCCCACGCAAGAACGGUGAAGGUGAAAGAAGUUCAAGUGUUCGACAUAAGCCAGGGAGAUGAAGAGCUGAACGAGUUGGACGAGUACCAAAUGUGGUAUGAAGAAGAUCGACCAGAAGUCAAACAGGAUGCAUACAGCGCUUUCCUGACAAAGCUAGUGAAGAGGAGGAAUGGAACGUCGGAACUGAAAGAUGACAUAGAGAAUGGCAAGUACGAAGAAGGUUGGUUUUAUCUCACUGACGGACGGCCAGUGAGAAUCGACUGGGACGUGAACACGACGUACAGCCUUGGACGAGACGAAGGAAAGGUGUUCAAUUUCAGAACCACACUGAGAACGCGAUACGAAGAAGAACAAAUAGUCUGGGAAGAAAUGGAAUUUCAUGAGUGUGCCGAGGAGUGGAAAGACAAAGGCACAACGGUCAUAGUACCAGAGAUCGAGAAAGCAGUGGUCAUCACGAUCAUGGAAAGAUUUCCGAGAAGUGUUGAAGAUUACGGAGAGUACAGUAGUCCGUACAAGAGAAAGGAACCAGAAGAAAAGCGUGAUGUGGAAAUGGAACCACAAGAGCAGGACGACUUAUGGAAAGGAAGAUCAGAAAAGGAGUUGCAGCGAGAGAUUGAAAAAGGAAUCGAAGAAUUGGAACAAGCGCCAAGUUCUGGGUUCGCACCAGGACGGUCGAAGCAGCCGAAGAGGCUGCCGCCAUCAAGUGGAAUUGAAGUGGCGCCGAUCGAAGGAGCAGCGGCAAGGAAAAGAGAUGAAGCAAGUAUGACCUCGGGUGAAGCCGAGGAAGAAGAGCCGGAAGGCACGAGCAAAAGAGAGCUCGAAGGAGCAGCCGCAGAAGAACCUGAAGCCACAAGGAAGGAUUUGCCGAAGUACCAUGACGACGAAGAGGUAGAGUUGGAAGAGUUUGACGGACUCGAAGUCGAGUUUGAAGAGCCUGAAGAGGAAAGAAGUUCAGAGCUCGGAGAAGACGAAGAGUUCGAGGAAAGCAUGCCAAGGUGGUCAAACAAGUUCGAAGAUGGACCUCCGAAGUUGGACGAAGAUGAGCUGACGAAGGUCGACAUUGUGUCAAGAGAGCACGAGAUAAGCCGACUCACAGAGAUGAAAGUCUUGAAAGAGCUGCCUGAAGGCACAAGUGUGAGCAACUACAAGUACCUUUCAACCAAAGUUGUCUACGAUUGGAGGCAUCGGUAUCGUUCUUCGAAUGCCUGGAGAAGAUAG